Setaria italica (foxtail millet) is the source of this 1454-nucleotide messenger RNA. Its product is annotated as pre-mRNA-splicing factor CWC22. Lineage: Eukaryota; Viridiplantae; Streptophyta; Magnoliopsida; Poales; Poaceae. The transcript is spliced from 2 exons. The record is from RefSeq and is a predicted model, not a curated record. Gene Ontology annotation, molecular function: protein binding. Bases 53 to 772 code for a protein of 239 amino acids.
CCACUCCAGAAGGCUUGGAGCCCCCGCCCGCGGAUACGCAUCUCGCCGCCCCAUGGCCGAUCUCCGACCGCCGGAGCCCACCACCAACGGCGCCGGCGCCGGCGCGGUCGCCGCGCUGCCGGCGGCGGAGCCGUCCGCCGCCGCCGAUGCGGCAGCCGCCGGAGGGGCGCAGGCGCCCGCCCCGCCCUACUCCAAGCGCCGCCGCCGCCCCAGCGUCCGCCUCGGCGACAUCGACGCCCCGCCGCCGCGGCGAAACCACAAGUCCUCCUCGUCCCACCCGCGCCCGCCGCGCCGCGCGCACCCGGACGACGGCGGCGGCGGCGCCGACCCGCACCACCGCCGGGGGCCCAAGCCCCCUGCCCAGCGCCGCCCGCGCACCGCGUGGAUUCCGGCCGCGCCCUCGGGCGCCGAGGGCUACGAGGACGAUGAGGAGCGCUACUACGACGACGAGGACCAGUCCGACUCCGCGGCGGCAGCCGCCGCCGCGAGAGCUAGGGUUUCUGGCAGCGGCGACGAGUCGGACGGCGUGGCGGACUGGGGCCUCCCCAACGGCCGCCUCCCCUCCGCCAUGGGUUACAGCGGCGUCAAGGCGUGGCUGGACGGGUUGGGGCUUUCUCGGUAUGCUCCUGUGUUUGAGAUCCAUGAGGUGGACGAUGAGGUGCUACCUAUGCUAACGCUGGAGGAUCUCAAGGACAUGGGCAUUGGAGCUGUUGGCUCAAGGAGGAAGAUGUACGCUGCCAUCCAGAAGCUCCGGAGCGACAGCGCCUCCUGAGUUGGCUACUGGUUAAGGCGUUGCUGGGCGGCUUCAAGAAGGGUGCAAGGAACUGAUAUGCUGAGUCAUUGAUACAUUGUAAGUUCAAAGAGUAGCGAGUGGAUCCUUAGUUGAAAAAUCAUAGUUUUUGGUCCUUUUGAAAUGUCACCUCCAAAAUGUGAUGGUUGUCAAAUAUGAUAGUCUGGUACAUUUUGCCGUAAUUAAAAGUAUGUUAGGAGUAUUCACUGGAGGAGUGGUUUUCAGUUUGUGGCUGAAAAGAGGCUCAGGGUAGAAAGGAAUAGUAAAGCCCAAGGACAGCAUUAGUUAUUCACUGGGGAGGAGUGGUUUUCAGUUAUGGCUUCUACCGCAGCAGCAUGUUGACAGCCAUGAGUUGUUACCAAAAAAGCUCAAGAAAUAGAGAGUAUCCCAACAAACUGUACUUAGGUUCGGUUGGGGUCAAAUUAUUGCGGCACGUUGGCAGAUAAUGUGCCAUGCCCAUGCCGCUGGGCUGAUGACACCACAGUGGUAAAUGAAGUGGAGAAUUUCGCCACAAGCUGUUGGCUGCAGUGAAGUAACUAGUAAUAUGUUUCGUAAGUGGAAUACCUCACAUUUCUUGUGUAUCCUGCCCAUCAUCUUUCAAGCCAAAGAUGAGUAGGUUGAAAGAGUAGCGAAUGGAUUCAUCAGUUGAAAAACCAUAAUUCUA